AUGGCGGUGACCGAGCAGCAUUGCACGAUUCUCUUCAAUAGCGACGGCUUGCAGUCCAUGCAACAGGAUGACAUCAUCAAGAACCUGGAGCAGCCGAAUAUCUCGGGGAAGGUGACUGGCAUCAAGCAGGCCAUCCUGCUGUUGCUGUCGGGCGAGACAAUGCCCAGGCUGCUGAUGUCGGUCAUCAAGGGGUGUUUGAAGGACGACAGCAAGGAGCUGAAGAAGCUGGUUAUGAUGUACUGGGAAGUUGUGAAGAAGUACGACGCAGAGGGGAAGCUCCUACCGGAGAUGAUCCUGGUUUGUAAUGCCCUGCGUAACGACUUGAACCACCCCAACGAGUACGUGCGCGGGUGCACGCUGCGGUUCCUGUGCAAGCUCCGCGAGCCGGAGCUCCUGGAGCCUCUUAUCCCGACCGUAAAGCUUUGCUUGGAGCACCGCCACAGCUACGUUCGCCGCAACGCCGCGCUUCUGUGCUACUACGUCCACAAGAACUUUGGGCAGCAGCUUCUGCCCGACGGACCGGAGCUUAUCGAGCGUUUCAUCGCCGCCGAGGGGGACACCUCCGCCAGGCGCAGCGCCUUCCUGUUCUUGUACAACGAGUCCGAGGAGCUGGCCAUCGACUUCUUGAACAACCACAUGGAGGACGUUCCGAAGUUCGGCGACGGCUUCGCCUUGCUGGUGCUGGAGCUUUGCCGGAAGGUGUGCCGGCGAGACCCCAGCCAGAAGUCUCGGUUCGUGAGGGUGCUGCUGUCCAUGCUCCAGAGCCGCUCCGCCGCCGUAUCCUACGAGGCUGCCUGGACCCUCGUCAGCCUUAGCGGAGCCCCCACUGCCAUCCGGGCGGCGGCAACGACGUACGCUCAGCUGCUCAACACCCAGAGCGAUAACAACGUUAAGCUCAUCGUGCUGGAGCGCCUGGCGGGCCUCAAGAAGCACCACACCAAGGUGCUCCAGGAGGUGCUCAUGGACAUUCUGCGGGCGCUCUCAAGCCCCAACGUGGACAUCUGCCGCAAGACCCUGGAGGUGGCCAUGGACCUCGUCACCCCGAGAAACAUUGAGGAAGUGGUGCAGGUGCUGAAGCGAGAGGUGGUCCGGACCCAGGAGGCCGGCAUGGAGAAGGGCACCCAGUACCGCACCCUGCUUAUCCAGGCCAUUCACGGAUGCGCCACCAAGUUCGCCGACGUCGCCGAGAGCGUGGUUGGCGUGCUGAUGGACUUUUUGAACGGCGACGGAGCGAUGGACGUGAUCCUCUUCGUGCGCAGCAUCGUCGAGCAGUACGAGGGCCUCCGACCGUCGAUCCUGUCCAAGCUCAUCUUCUCCUUGAGGGACAUGGUCAACGGUCCCGUCAUCGCCGUCGCCAUCUGGAUAUUGGGGGAAUAUUGCGAGGACGCGGACGCGAUCACGAGCGCCUUCACCGAGCUUCGAGAGUCGGUGGGACCCAUGCCUCUCACGGAGGCUAACUCGUCUGCGGCGAAUGGAGGGGCCGACGGGGGCCCCGCGAAGGAAGGGGGGGCUGCAGAGGAGGGAGGGGGCGCCGCGGCGGGAGCGGGGGGGGGCGGGACUACGGUGACGAAGAACAUCGUUCUUUCCGACGGGACUUACGCCACGCAGACCACGGUUCAAGGCGGUGGUGUGGCGGCGGUAGCCUCCGCCUUGAAGAGCGACGCCCGCCUCCGGCAGCUGCUGGUGGGCGGCGAGAUCUUCCUCGGGUCGGCGCUGUCGGCAUCUCUUACCAAGAUGACCCUCCGGGCCAUGGACCUGCUGGGGGACAGCUCUCCGGCUGCGAAGGAGAUGCAGAUUGCAACCCUCCAGAUCUUGUGCGGGUUGGCGAAGGUCAUCGAGGCGCGCAGCCUCACGCACCGGGGAGCUUACGCCGACUGUUUGGAAAGGGUGACGAUGUGCUGUAGGAGCCUGCUCGACCCCGCGGCAAGGGCGGUCCUGAAGCCUACCCUGCUGGACCUGUGCCGCCAGAGCUUCCAGCAGCUCCUGGACAAGGAGAAGGCUGCUCAGGCCAAGCAGGCGGAAGAGAUGGAGGGACGCCCCAGGAGCCAGCCCGACGACCUCAUCAACUUCCGACAGCUUCGCAGCAACGCCCUGCAGGCAGCAGAGUUGGAUAUCUACGACGGGGACGACAUCAGCAAGGCUACGGGGAUGGACGCGCCUGACACGGGGCGGCUGAGCCACAUCUACCAGCUGUCGGGCUUCGCCGACCCUGUGUACGCGGAGGCUUGCGUGACCGUCCACGACUACGACAUCGUCCUCGAGAUGCUGGUGAUCAACCGCACACCCAACACCCUCACCAACCUUACGGUCGAGUUGUCGACCAUGGGAGAUCUCCGCCUGGUGGAGCGGCCACAGUCGCACACCAUCGGCCCCCUUGACUCGCGCAAUAUCCGUGCCAACAUUAAGGUGAGCAGCACCGAGACCGGCCACAUCUUCGGGACUAUCGUGUACGAGAACAGCUCCACCGCCGAAAAGACGUACAUCAACCUCAACGACAUACACAUGGACAUCAUGGACUACAUCAAGCCCGCCUCGUGCAGCGAGGAGGCUUUCCGCUCCAUGUGGGCCGAGUUCGAGUGGGAGAACAAGGUGGCUGUCAACACGUCGUUCACGGACCUGAACGCCUUCCUGAAGCACCUCGUGGCCAAGACCAACACGAACUGCCUCACGCCGCUGUCGUCUUUGGACGGGUCCAGCUCCUUCCUCGCGGCGAACUUGUACGCCAUGAGCGUGUUCGGCGAGGACGCCCUGGUGAACGUGAGCGUCGAGAAGAAGAGCGAUGCCGACGGAAAGCUGAGCGGGCACGUCCGCAUCCGCAGCAAGACCCAGGGCAUCGCCCUCUCCCUGGGGGACCGCAUCACCCUCGUGCAGCGUGGACCCGGGACCACAAAAGCGCAGCCAUAACUCUUGGUCCAUGGUGUGUUUGUUGUUUUAGGCAUUGCUACGACAAAUCAUCUGCAGCGCGGGUGCCUGGCGUUGGGUUGCGCUUUUCAAUUUUUUGUAGUUUGUUGUAGGGAAAGAGCUAUCGGCCGUGCCGACGGGACUGUUGUGUUUUUUUUUUUUUUGCGCUGUGUUCACGGUUUAGCUCAAAGAAACGGGUUCGGACUUUCCGUACUGGGAGAGAAGCGAGAGCGCGUUCCCUUUUUUGCUUGCUCUACAUCGUUCGGCCGUUGCUGCCCCCCAGGAGGUGCCGGGUCGAUUUCGAGCCUGAAGCGCGGCUUUUUUGCGACAUCGCCCGUGUGUUGUGCCUGAAGUCGCCGGCACCAAUCACCGAUAGGCUCACACUGCCCUUGUUAACGUAGCGUGGAUGCGCUUGGUAGGGGCCGCUGCUGGCUUCGUGUUUGUGGUCGAUAGAGUUGAAGGGAGUGGCGUGGCGUGUUGCUGACGCACGGCCCGACCCGUGGACAAGGAUAGCAAGGGCGCGGGCGGUGUAGACGGGAUGUUCCGCGUGUGACAAUUAUUGAAAAAAUCCGUCCGAAGGAGGCUUUGUUGUACCCUUUUUUUAUCCGAUAAUGUUCUAUAUUUUUCCUAUG
Molecule: messenger RNA, 3533 nt
Organism: Ectocarpus siliculosus
Lineage: Eukaryota; Phaeophyceae; Ectocarpales; Ectocarpaceae
Source: the annotation of a GenBank genome assembly